Messenger RNA from Schizosaccharomyces octosporus yFS286, 3102 nucleotides. RefSeq names its product RhoGAP. NCBI's taxonomy places the organism in Eukaryota, Fungi, Ascomycota, Schizosaccharomycetes, Schizosaccharomycetales, Schizosaccharomycetaceae. The transcript has 9 exons. Gene Ontology annotation, molecular function: GTPase activator activity. The record is from RefSeq and is a predicted model, not a curated record. Gene Ontology annotation, cellular component: cytoplasm; plasma membrane; cell division site. The coding region runs from base 182 to 2161 and encodes 659 amino acids. Gene Ontology annotation, biological process: small GTPase-mediated signal transduction; cytoskeleton organization.
AAUAUACUUCACCUAUACUGUUUGGUAAUCUUCUUGAAACUAUUUUUCUAUUACAUUUGCUUCCAAUAAUUUUGUUUCACUUCUUAAAUCGAUUCUUCAUCGAAAAAGUGUAGAACAAAAUAGCGAGGAUUUCUUUUGACGCAUAUUUUUGGAGAUACAUUUUUGAAAACUAUUGAUAGUCAUGUGGGAUGGGUUUACCAAUUCGUUUUGGAGUAGAGAUUAUAUCACCGGUGUUAAAAGUGCUCAGGAGUUAAUUAAUCAAGGCAUUGAGCAAAACAAAAGCUUGCUGUUCUUAUUGCAAGCAAAGUCUAAGGCACUGAUUGCAUGCUCUGACAUUUUGGUAAAAGCAUGUCUUAAACACGACAAACAAUACCCGUUUAGUCAUGAGACAAACAUUCUAUUGACUAAUGCAGCCAUUCACGAACUGAGAGAAGAUUAUUUUUGCGAAGCAAGCUUACAGAAAAAAUGGAGCGAACAGUUAGAAGCUCUAGUAAUUAAUCCCUUCGAGAAAUGGAACAAGUCGUAUACGAAACGGGUUGGUUCCCUAUCUGCUUCUAUUCAAGUCAAAAUUGAUAACUAUAACUCACGUUUGAUACAUGUCCAACGAUUGAAAUCUUCCAUACUGAACCCAAAACAACGUGGACAUAGAAAAUCGAGCUCGUUGGGAUCUAUCAAUACGUCAACUAGAAACAGCAACUCAAAGAUUGAAUCCGACAUACCCUAUAUUCUAGCUGGUAAAAACUAUUCAAACGAUGAGUUUUCUAAGCUUUUAUUAAGCUUGAAAGAUUCAAUUAACAAGGUGAACCAUAACAGCCCCGCCGAACCUGUAGCGCAUGGAGCAAACUUUCAAAAAGCAUUGUCAUAUACACUUCCAGGACUAGACAAGCCACAGCUCGAACAAGUUACUGAAGAUUUAGCGUCUCUAGACAUUCUUGACGUGCAAGAACGAUUAGACAAAUCAACUAACGUACGGGAUUUGAAUAUUCACUUGACACAGAAAGCUUCAGACCUCAUCAAGACCAUUCAGGUAGAUUCUUUGGAUAGCUCUGCUUAUUUAACUGUUCCAAGUGAACAAAAAAAUUACUCUAUUCCGAGUGUUCUUGAUAAAUAUUAUUUGGCGUUCAGUAAUUUGGAACAAUCAAGACUAGAGUUAGAGCAACACUUGUUUACAUAUUAUAAAGCGCUUGAAAAUUGCGAGAUUGACAGACUUUCUGCGAUCAAAACCAUUUUCACCGACAAUUCCCAGUGUUUCUCAGGAUUUAUAUCUGGUUUGGAAAGUGUUGUCUCAAAUCAAAUUAAAACAACACGUUCUUUGGAUAAAUUACAAGAUCUUUCUAAUCAAAUAAAGCGCUAUUACACUGGUUACUUUACAUCUAUUUCUAAUGCUGAUCUCUUUUUACAAAAUGCUUCUGAAUUUCCUGGCAAAUCAAAUUCUUCUAUUGAUACGCAGGUCUCUACAAUAGUGCCAGAAGUUUUAACCUAUUUAAUAGAUGGUUAUUCUUAUAUCAAAGACUUUGAUGCUCUAUACACGGUUUGGACGAAAGAGGUACCGCUAAGGAAUGCCUACGAAUUGAAGUCAAUAUUGCUCAAUGCAACCACCGAUCUUGUUCCAGUAUUGGAAAAAUAUCCUUUGCAUAUUAUUGCUUUUUCAUUAAAACUAUGUUUACUGGAAAUGUCCGAUUCUCUUAUCCGUUCCAGUUUUUAUGACUAUUUCAAUGCUCUUUAUUUAACUUACACGGAAGACAAAGAUAUAGAACAUCGCGUUUACUCUAUUCGCCAAUGUUUACUGCACCUCCAUAGUACUCCACUAAGAACGCUGGAAGACAUUAUAUCUCACUUUCAUUUUUUCGCUGAUUCUGCUCAGUUCUCUAAAGAUCAUCUAUACAAAAUUGCCAAAAUAAUCUCUCCAUGUAUAUUAAGGCCUCCCAAAAAUGUGAACCAAAUUUCAAUUGAGGAUACGCAUCCCAUUUCAUUAGUUGUAGAUUUAAUACAAGAGUUCAGGCAAUUAUUCGGGAACCUUGAACGUUCUGUUACACCUCCCAUAGAAAUGGAACGAGCACUGACUCCUAUUAAUACCUCUCCGACUAAACUAAAAUCUUCUAGGUCUUCAUCGCCCAUAAAAAUGCCUUCACCAACAAAGCUUUUUCGUCCAUUUUCUUAAAGGAAAAUCCAGUCAUACUUUCGAUGCGUUAAAUUACGUUUCUGCGAGACACGGUUUUCCGUCUGCCUGACUCACCGAUCUUACGACUGGUAUCAGUAAAAUCUUCUUCUUCACUAAAAUCCUCUUCUUCCGUUGCAUAGCGAACAGCAUCACUAACAAUGUUUCCUACUUUGUUGAACAGGUUACUACCCUUAUUUUUUAGAGAUAACCAUCCUCCCUCUGAAUCUUGAUGAUUUGGUGUCUUCGGUUGAGCAAAUAUAGUUCGAACAUUCUUAUUUAUCUAGUUAUUUGUUAGCCGUCAAUUUUAAGCUGUUUGGAUACUGAAUCUUACCUUAAAAAAUGGAUUUGGAGGAGUUUCAUCCAAGGAACUUCGAAAAUUGGGGAAAAAGGAUUUAGAGUCGCUCGAUGGUUCUUCUUGAUCUUUACUAGGCAAUUUAACAUUUUGAGAACUGCUGUUUUUGACGCUGUUGUAGGUUGCUCGCAUUCGAUUUUUCACUGAGCUAGCCAAAUAAUUUGUAUUGAAAGGUUUUCUGGAAAUAUAAGACAUAUCACUUCCCACGGUUUUGUUUUUCCUUAAUGACUCCAAUUCAAAAGUCACUUUCAAUAGUGUCGACAUAUCCGCAGAAAAUUGAGAUUGAAGUAGCUUUAUUGAAUCCGCAAAGCUAUACGUAAGAAGAAACUCUCGUAACUCAAUUAAAAUAGCACAACAAAAGUCUAUUGCAAAGUCGAAUGCACCGUUGAAGCCAUCUUCAUUUUUGCCUAAUAAACGUGCUCGCGUCUGAUCAGCAAUAAUAGAGUCCCACAGCCGUAUUACAUCCGGCAAUGGAAAUUCUUGAGUGAAAAGACAAGUAUACCAUCGAAAAGAAUAGUAAGUGGGAUUAAUUUCUUUCUUUUGCUGUACGAAUAAACUUGUUAACCUUUAUGCACAUGAUUGCUUCUCU